Heterotrigona itama is the source of this 2852-nucleotide messenger RNA. Lineage: Eukaryota; Metazoa; Arthropoda; Insecta; Hymenoptera; Apidae. The record is from the annotation of a GenBank genome assembly.
CGACGAGAGCGGAGAACACUUCGAAUCCUAGUCGACAUCGGGUUUUCGCAAGGGAUAUCAAGGGACGCGUAUCGUCUACCUUUUUUGGAAGGGACUGUCUGUGGUGUAUCUGUCUGUGCGAGGUCGAGGAACGUCCGGAUGAAUAAUUUCAUAAAUAAAGGUCGAACGUCCGAAGAUUGAAGUUGAGAAGUUGAUCGCGAGUUCGGGAACGGGGAAGAUAAACGUGUCACGUGUGAUUGGCUUCAAGACGUGAGUCGAAGUACGAAUCUGGAUGUCCCGUUUAUUUUCCAAAAUCGUGUGGAAACCGAAACUGUGGAGCGAAAGUUAUCGGAAAGACGUGGCCGCCAUGUGAACGGUGACCUAGAGGAACGGAACGACCUCGUGGAGAAAAUAUCAGUAAGUUUCGUCGUAAGUGGUGGAAAGAAGACGGGAAGGAUGACGACGAGAGAAGAAAGGAAACGGAGGAACGCGAGGAGGAAAAGAAAAAAAGAAGAAAGAAGAGCCCCGAGGAGAAGAGGGUAGCGCAACCCCGUUGGGAUUUUUUUUUCUUUCGACCGAGAAUAAAACCUAACUACCCAAGUGAGAGAGAAUAGCUCCGUGGAUAGAAACAGCGGAUAAUUGCGAGAAGUGGAGGAGGUUUGCGUAGACUCGGCGGCCGCGAGGCGGGGAGGUGGUCGUGGUGGGGGCCGAGGGGGUGGUGAUGUGGCCGAACAGCCUCGGCGGUACAUCCGGCUGCAGCGGGGGCGCCGGCGCCACCGAUCUCGGGGGCCUCGCCGCCUCCACCACCUCGGCCUCCGAUUUAUUCGGGCCCGCCGCUUUUGGCGCGUCCGCGGCCGGGCCCUACGGCGCCCUGAAGACCAACCCUUACGUCAGCGCCCUUGGUAUGCCUCCGAUCGAGGCGCUUCACUCCACCAUCGGCUACCCUGGUUGUACUCCCGCCGGCAAUCCACGAAAGCAACGAAGGGAGCGAACGACGUUCACUCGGGCGCAGUUGGACGUUCUCGAGGGACUGUUUUCAAAGACCAAGUACCCGGACAUUUUUAUGCGGGAGGAAGUAGCAAUGAAGAUUAACUUACCAGAGUCGAGAGUGCAGGUACGUCGGACAGAAGCAACAGCAGCAACAACAGGACAAAGCACCGAGGUCGAAAAAGCCCUCCGGCAAUCCGAGUAACAAUCCGCCCUCUGGAAAAAGUCCUUCGAUUGCUACCACGCCCACGCCUGCUGCGGCCGUGCCAGCCACAACACCUCUAAGUGGAGGUGCAGGUGGUUCAGCGGCUAGCUCGCCGGCUCUUCUAAGAGAUUCUCCGCAGUAUAAACCUGCAGGAAGCGCAACCAGUUUACUCCUGGCUUCCAGUACAACUCCGCCAAGCGUAAGUUAUCGACAAAAAGAGCGUUUGCUAAGAACUUUUAUCCUCGGUGGAUAUGGAUGGUUUCACAGAAAGGGUGGUGUUUUGCAGUUAGGGGGAACGGUAUACAGCAGUGGGGGCAGUAGCAGUAGUAUCUGGAGCCCGGCCGUCACGGAAAGCGGUGGAGCAUUUCCUGGUGAUCAUCAGAGGUUAGCGUGGACAACAACCACGUCUCAACAACAAUGUUACCAAAAUUAUUCUUCUUACUACACCAACAUGGAUUAUCUCUCACCUGCAACGCAUCAGUUGAAUGUCGUGGAUGGUGGAGGAAGCGGUUUAGAUAAUACAUGGAGUAAAACGAGGGACGAGAGCGCUUCGUCUUGGUUUUACAACAGUGCCGGAUGGGGCGACCGAAAGUGAAUCUGAGACUCGCCGAUUGAUGGAAACGUCAAGGCUUCGGUACAUAUCAUCGACAAUAGAUAAGCGAACUCUCGAAAGUCGAUGGCGGUCGCUGUUAUCAACGAUGCGAGACACGGCCAAAGACAGUCCUUUUAAUGUUGAACAUAUCGUUGAACCACUACCGCGGUAUUUUAUCGUACAAGCCGCGAAUUCCAUAUUGUUCUCUUGCGUUCCAAGGAAUCCACGUAAUCGUAUUUAAAUCCACGUAAUCGUUUCUCGAGAAAAUAUGAACGUUCAUGACAAGUCGUGAUACGUGCCGAGCAAGUAGAGUGGAAAGCAAGCUAGUGUUCGAAACGUUCACCGUUUAAACUACCUAUCUCGAUAUGACGUUCGAUUUAACUAGUUCGGCUUCGUACUUCGUGUGUUUGACUUACUGCCCUCUUGCGUUGAAAUGUGCAAUUUGAUGAUGAUUAUACGUAUCAAACGAAUACUUUAGAUUUCAUUUGUCAUGACCUAGUCGUUUCGGAAGUGAAGAUAUUUUCGACAAAGGUAUUUUGAAAGAGAAUAAGCUUCUUUUUUCCCUGCUUGCAGUUAAUGUUGCAUAAAUACAUGUGAUACCAUUUGUACAUGAGAACGCAUGUGGUGAACGUAUCCUGUCGCGCGAAUUUUCUAAUUGUGCACUGUGCCAAAGGUAAUUGUUCGCGAAAGGACCGAACCUGAUGUAUAUAAUUAUAAAUAACCUCGCACCGUUCGGAGGAAUCCAAGAUAGUUAGAUAGAAUUUUGCAGGUAGCAAAACGACAGAAUAAGAUAGGCCCCCGCGUUAUUGCCGAUCACGAUUUCUCGGGAAUGUGAAGAUUACGUACGUAAAGACGCGUUUACGAACGUGUACAUAAGUUAUACUUACGAAGGCAUACUGAUCGUCUGUGUACAUAUGUAUGUACCAUUUUUCGAAAAAAGUAAUUUUCCGAAUUGAUGGGAUAUUCGAGGAUGAUCGUCGUUAUCUGACGAUUGUCAGUUUCAUUCUAAUAUCCGUAUAAAUCACUAUCGUGGGGCUUCAAUUCGUCUGAAUAGUAUUACUGUGUAAAUAAAAAAGAAAAAAGAAAAAA